AAAAGAAAUUGCAGGAAUUGAUGCAGCAGUCCCCUCUGCUCAUGUCACUUCUCACCACCGCGCAUUUCUCGUGAAACGACAUAUAAUGCAAAAACUAUUUAUAUAUUAGAAAAAAGAAAAAAAGAAAAAUAUUUUCUUCUUCUUCUUCUUUCUCUCUCUUUCUGGGCCUGCCUUGCUCUGUUUGAGUGUGUUGGGGGGUGAGAGCAGAGCAAGACCACCUGGUCCGUGAAAACCUGACCAAAGAGAGAAACCCCAGAGAGGAUUUUACGUUGUUGGCACUGCUCUGUUCCUCUCCUCUCCGGAGUGUGUUUAGUACACUUCCUCUCUCCCUUCUCUAUCCACCCCCUUCUACCGUCGCUUUCACUUGCCCGACUUGGUCUCUCCCAUUUCCUGUCCCGCAUCUUUGCAACUCCAUUUCCUUUCUUUCAUGGAAGCGUAGCUCUUUUCACGUUCAUUCACACGUCCCAUGCUCCCCUGACUCAGCCGUUUCGUUCGCUUCCUCUUGUAUUUGGCGCUGUCAUUCACUGCCUGCCGCCUGCCAUCACCGAUUUGAUGUGAUUUGAUAUGAUUUGAUAGGACGGAAGAAAUCUUUCCUGGUUGGUUUUCCCUCUGAAGGGACCUGUCCUGUCUUCCGCAAAUGCCCGCAUUCCACAGAAGCUUCCAAGUUAGCUUUCUUCCUCGGCGCUUUUCCUCUGUCUCAGGGAGAGACAGUGAAGUGCCAUUUCCGUGAAGCUUCCCGGCUCAUAUUAUUUGAAGGGUCGAUGGGAGCUGGGCAGCAGCAAGAUUAGAAGGAUUUGCGGGAGGGUUUUUUCUUCCAUGGGCUUCUGAGCGAUCUGGGGCGAGAAAAAUCCAUUCUUGCUGCUUCAAUAAUGGUUUCCUCCAUGUUCCUUCAUCUAUUUAUAGCAGCAGUAGCAGGGGUUAUGAUUCUGUUGGAGUUCGAGCUCGUUAAUGGCGUUCAACCUCAGCUGAACAACCGGACGAGGGCCACAUUGAUGGCCAUCAGCGAGGAGCUGGGGGUUUCAGGUUGGGGAGCCAACAACUCCGACUUCUGCUCCUGGCCUGGGAUCACCUGCGACGGGGAGACCGGUAACUCGACCGUCGAAAAGCUCAACCUCUCCCACCGCUCCCUCCGAGGUAACCUCACUUUCGUAGCACAACUCGAGUCCCUUAAGAGCCUCGACCUCUCGAGCAACAGUUUCCACGGCCCAAUCCCUCCGGAGCUCGGGAACUUGUCCAGGAUCGAGUUCCUCGAUCUCUCGUUCAAUAAGUUUGGCGGGUUCAUUCCUAGGGAGCUCGGUGGCCUCCGGAACCUCAGGUCGCUGAACCUCUCGAGCAACCAGCUCAUAGGAGAAAUUCCGGAUGAGCUCCGGAGCCUUAAGAAGCUGGAAGAGUUCCAAGUUUCUACCAAUAUUUUGAGCGGUUCAGUCCCAUCAUGGGUUGGGAAUUUGAGUAGUUUGCGGGUUUUCACGGCUUAUGAGAAUGUGUUGGAUGGUAGAAUUCCGGAUAAUUUAGGCUCCGUUUCUGAGCUUGAGAUGCUCAACCUUCACUCGAACCAGCUCGAAGGGCCGAUUCCUGCGAGCAUAUUUGCUUCGGGGAAGUUAGUAGUUCUCAUCCUGACCCAAAAUAAGCUAACGGGGGAGAUUCCUGUAGAGAUUGGGAACUGCACGAGUCUGUCGAGCAUCCGUAUCGGGAACAAUGGGCUCAUUGGGACUGUUCCGAUGACAAUUGGGAAUGCCAGCAGCCUCACAUAUUUUGAGGCAGACAAUAACAACCUCUCCGGCGAGCUUGUUUCCGAUUUUGCUCGGUGCCCCAAUCUGACCCUGCUAAACUUGGCCUCGAAUGGGUUUACUGGGACCAUUCCUCCGGAGUUCGGGAGUCUCAUGAACUUGCAGGAGCUGAUUCUUUCCAGUAACAAUCUAUUCGGAGACAUUCCCCUGUCGAUUAUAAGGUGCAAGAAUCUCAACAAGCUGGAUUUGAGCAAUAACCGCUUUAACGGUACCAUGCCUAAAGAAAUUUGCAACAUGUCGAGGCUCCAGUUCCUACUCGUGGGUCAGAAUUCCAUAAAAGGAGAGAUCCCUCAUGAGAUUGGAAACUGUGUGAAGCUACUUGAACUGCAGAUGGGCAGCAAUUAUCUGACCGGAAAUAUUCCCUCCGAGAUCAGUCACCUCAAGAACUUACAGAUAUCUUUAAAUUUGAGCUUCAAUCAUCUUCACGGGCCCCUUCCUCCUGAUCUCGGAAGACUUGACAAGCUCGUCUCCCUAGACGUCUCCAAUAAUCAGCUCUCUGGCAAUAUCCCUGCUGAGUUCAAGGGAAUGUUAAGCUUGAUCGAGGUUAACUUCUCGAACAACCUCCUCAUGGGUCCAGUCCCAAGUUUCGGACCUUUCCAGAAGAGUCCUAACUCAAGCUUUUCAGGCAACAAAGGUCUUUGUGGAGAACCACUCCUCGCUUCCUGCGGACGCUCCUUAGGAAAUGAUCGCGAGGAUUACCAUCACAGGGUCUCAUACAGAAUCAUACUAGCAGUUAUUGGAUCGGGCUUGGCAGUUUUUGCUUCAGUAACUAUAGUCGUCCUUCUGUUCAUGAUGAGGGAGAGGCAAGAAAAGGUGGCAAAGUCUAAAUCUGCAGAGCCCACUGAGGAGGAAGAGACCAAUACCCGACCCGCAAUCGAGGCAGGAAAUGUCUUCAUCGAUAAUCUCAAGCAAGCCAUAGAACUCGAUGCGGUAGUUAAGGCCACUCUGAAGGAUUCAAAUAAGCUCAUGACUGGAACCUUCAGCUCAGUUUACAAGGCUAUGAUGCCGUCAGGAUUGAUUCUCUUGGUGAAGAAACUGAAGUCCAUGGACCGAACUAUAGUCCACCACCAGAGCAAGAUGAUUCGGGAGCUUGAGAGGCUCAGUAGACUCUCACAUGAGAACCUUAUGCAGCCCAUCGGCUUUGUAAUCUACGAGGAUGUUGCUCUUCUGCUUCACCACUAUUUGCCCAAUGGGACAUUAGCUCAGCUCCUGCAUGAGUCCAGCAAGGAAGCCGAGUAUGAACCCGACUGGCCUAGGAGACUGUCCAUUGCCAUCGGAGUGGCUGAGGGUCUGGCUUUUCUCCACCACGUUGCAGUCAUCCAUUUGGACAUUUCUUCAGCAAAUGUUUUUUUAGAUUCGAAUUUUAAGCCUCUGCUCGGGGAGAUUGAGAUCUCAAAGCUUCUUGACCCUUCUCGGGGAACCGCGAGCAUCAGUGCAGUUGCUGGCUCUUUUGGCUAUAUACCCCCAGAGUACGCCUACACAAUGCUAGUCACGGCACCCGGGAAUGUGUACAGCUACGGAGUCAUCCUGCUUGAGAUCCUCACGACAAGACUCCCGGUCGACGAAGGGUUUGGGGAAGGCGUGGACUUGGUGAAGUGGGUCCAUGCUGCUCCCACGAGAGGGGAGACGCCAGAACAGAUCCUCGAUGCCAAGCUCAGCACAGUGAGCUUCACUUGGAGGAGAGAGAUGCUUGCUGCUCUCAAAGUCGCGCUGCUUUGCACGGACAGUGUCCCGGCUAAGCGGCCGAAGAUGAAGAAAGUGGUGGAGAUGCUUCAAGAAAUCAGCCAGACCUGAGCAGUCGACUCAGGGAUCAGAAUCCGGCUGUCUCAAUCUUCUUAGCCUUGGUGAUCUGAAUACACGGAAAGUUCGACACACCGAAGGCCGCCGGGAAUUUGACCUCAUCAUUGAUCAACCUGUGUUUUAUGGAAAUGUUUAUGAGCAAAACGCUUUCAACAUCUCUAUAGGACUGACGGAAAAAUAUCUUGUUGGGUCCAUGGCAGAAUGAAAUGAUUCCUUAAUUUUGGGAGAAUGAUCUGUACUUCAAGCUUCUGUUAUGUCUAAUGCUGAAGCUGCAAUAGCAAUUUCUCGGC
This is a messenger RNA of Punica granatum (pomegranate), 3877 nucleotides long. The record is from RefSeq and is a predicted model, not a curated record. NCBI's taxonomy places the organism in Eukaryota, Viridiplantae, Streptophyta, Magnoliopsida, Myrtales, Lythraceae.